Cynocephalus volans (Philippine flying lemur) is the source of this 1568-nucleotide messenger RNA. RefSeq names its product lecithin-cholesterol acyltransferase (gene LCAT). NCBI's taxonomy places the organism in Eukaryota, Metazoa, Chordata, Mammalia, Dermoptera, Cynocephalidae. The transcript has 5 exons. The record is from RefSeq and is a predicted model, not a curated record. Gene Ontology annotation, molecular function: phosphatidylcholine-sterol O-acyltransferase activity. Gene Ontology annotation, biological process: lipid metabolic process. The coding region runs from base 140 to 1546 and encodes 468 amino acids.
GCUGUGCCCUUUUCCGGCAAUCUCUGGCCACCCCCAUUGGCCAGUCUGUCCCUCCCACUGUUCCUGGGGCUCCUCCCACCCCCACACCAGAUAAGGCCGGCUGGGACUGCUUCAUCUGGCCGUAGGCACUAGGGCUGGAAUGGGGCCGCCUGGCUCCCCAUGGCAGUGGGGUCUGCUGCUGCUGGGGCUACUGCCCCCCCCUGCUGCUCCCUUCUGGCUCCUCAAUGUGCUCUUCCCCCCGCACACCACGCCCAAGGCUGAGCUCAGUAACCACACACGGCCCGUCAUCCUCGUGCCUGGUUGCCUGGGGAAUCAGCUGGAAGCCAAGCUGGAUAAACCGGAUGUAGUGAACUGGAUGUGCUACCGCAAGACAGAGGACUUCUUCACCAUCUGGCUGGAUCUCAAUAUGUUUCUACCCUUUGGGGUGGACUGUUGGAUCGAUAACACCAGGGUUGUCUACAAUCGCAGCUCUGGGCGCGUAUCUAACGCCCCUGGUGUACAGAUCCGUGUCCCUGGCUUUGGAAAGACCUACUCUGUUGAGUACCUGGACAGCCACAAGCUGGCAGGUGUGUGUCCUGGGGGAAAGGGCAGGGGCUCCAGGCUAUGGUGGGACGUGGCCAGAGCUCCCAACGCUGCCACCUCCCCCACAGGUUACAUGCACACGCUGGUGCAGAAUCUGGUCAACAAUGGGUAUGUGCGGGAUGAGACAGUGCGGGCUGCCCCCUAUGACUGGCGGCUGGAGCCUAGCCAGCAGGAGGAGUACUACCAGAAGCUCGCUGGGCUGGUGGAGGAGAUGCAUGCUACUUACAGGAAGCCUGUUUUCCUCAUUGGGCACAGCCUUGGCUGCCUGCACUUGCUCUAUUUCUUGCUGCGCCAGCCCCAGUCCUGGAAGGACCACUUUAUUGAUGGCUUCAUCUCUCUUGGGGCUCCCUGGGGUGGCUCCAUCAAGCCCAUGCUGGUCUUGGCCUCAGGGGACAACCAGGGUAUCCCGAUCAUGUCCAGCAUCAAGCUGAGAGAGGAACAGCGCAUAACAACAGCUUCCCCCUGGAUGUUUCCCUCUUCACAGGCGUGGCCUGAGGACCACGUGUUCAUUUCCACUCCCAGCUUCAACUACACAGGCCGUGACUUCCAACGCUUCUUUGCCGACCUGCACUUUGAGGAAGGCUGGUACAUGUGGCUACAGUCACGUGACCUGCUGGCAGGCCUCCCAGCACCUGGUGUGGAAGUAUACUGUCUGUAUGGCGUGGGCCUGCCCACACCCCACACCUACAUCUAUGACCAUGGCUUCCCUUACACAGACCCUGUGGAUGUGCUUUAUGAGGACGGUGAUAACACAGUGGCCACACGCAGCACUGAGCUCUGUGGCCACUGGCGGGGCCGCCAGCCACAGCCUGUGCACCUGCUGCCUUUACAUGGGACACAGCACCUCAACAUGGUUUUCAGCAACCAGACACUCGAGCACAUCAAUGCCAUCCUGCUCGGUGCCUACCGCCAUGGUACUCCUGCAUCCCCAGCCGUCAGCCCAGGGCCCUUGCCCCCUGAAUAAAGACCUGCCUUUGCUACUGUAA